This is a messenger RNA of Nicotiana attenuata, 1738 nucleotides long. RefSeq names its product proline transporter 2-like. Gene Ontology annotation, cellular component: plasma membrane. Lineage: Eukaryota; Viridiplantae; Streptophyta; Magnoliopsida; Solanales; Solanaceae. The record is from RefSeq and is a predicted model, not a curated record. The coding region runs from base 194 to 1552 and encodes 452 amino acids. The transcript is spliced from 7 exons.
UAAUUAUAGAUCAAUUCAUACGAUAAAUGCUUAGCUCAUUUCAUUGUGUUUUACGUGCAAAAGGUAUCACUCAUGCCAUUCUGCUUUGUCCUCCUCACAUUCAUAUCCAAAUUAGAACUGGAUGCUGAACUGUAAUUUUGAGUUUUUUCAUUGAAAAAUUAGCUGUUCAAAGAAAUUGAUAUCAGUGUGAAAAAUGGGAGAAGAUAAAUACAGGGACGAGGUAGCAAUUAUUUCUACUCCAUCACGUUCACAGAGGUUUAAUGAUGAUAAUAUGGUGGCUUUAGAAGUUGAAGUUCCUGAAACUCUUCAUCAAGUUGGAACAGAUUCAUGGUUUCAGGUGGGAGUUGUUCUAAGCACUGGUGUCAACAGUGCCUAUGCUCUAGGAUAUGCUGGCACAGUUAUGGUUCCUUUGGGUUGGACUGGUGGUGUUAUUGGUCUUGUUUUAUCAACAAUAAUAUCAUUAUAUGCAAGUACUCUAAUUGCCAAGAUUCAUGAAUAUGGUGGAAAAAGACAUAUCAGAUAUAGAGAUCUUGCCGGAUUUAUGUAUGGUCGGACGGGUUAUAUAAUUGUGUGGGCAUCGCAGUAUGCAAAUCUUUUCUUGAUAAAUAUUGGAUUCAUCAUUUUAGGUGGACAAGCCUUAAAGGCUUUCUAUCAUCUCUUUAGGGAUGAUGAUCAUAUGAAACUAGCAUACUUCAUCGCGAUUGCUGGAUUGGCAUGCGUUUUAUUCGCCAUUGCUGUUCCCACCUUGUCAUCACUAAGGAUUUGGCUUGUGAUUUCAUCAGUAUUCAGUCUAAUUUAUCUCACUAUAACCAUUGCUUUAGCUCUUAAAGACGGUAUUAAUGCUCCUCCUAGGGACUAUAGCAUUCCUGGAUCAAAGAUAAACAGAAUUUUUACAACUGCUGGUGCUGCUGCAAAUAUUGUUUUCGUAUUCAACACCGGAAUGAUUCCAGAGAUCCAGGCUACAGUGAGAGCACCUGUUGUUGACAACAUGUUGAAAGCCUUAUAUUUUCAGUUUACUUUAGGAGCUGUGCUUGUUCAUGCUGUUACUUACGUCGGAUAUUGGGCAUAUGGAUCGAGUUCAUCUUCCUAUUUGCUCAAUAAUGUCAGCGGUCCGGUUUGGGUUAAGGCACUGGCUAACAUCAGCGCAUUCUUGCAAGCCAUCAUCGCAUUACAUAUAUUUGCGAGUCCAACAUAUGAAUUCUUGGAUACAAAAUACGGGAUUAAAGGAAGUGCAGUUGCUGUUCGGAACCUGGCGUUUAGAACUCUAGUUAGAGGUGGUUAUCUAGCGGUUACUACUUUCCUAUCUGCUCUGUUACCUUUCUUGGGAGAUUUCAUGAGUCUUACUGGUGCUAUCAGCUCGAUUCCACUCACGUUUAUUCUUCCGAAUCACAUGUAUCUUAUUGCCAUGAAAAAGCAACUGUCGCUGUUACAAAGGAGUUGGCAUUUGCUUAAUGUUGUCUUGUUUAGUGUCAUAUCUGCUGCUGCAUUAGUAGCUGCAUUCAGGCUUAUAGCAGUGGACUCGAAAACUUACCACGCGUAUGCUGAUUUGUAGUUUUUUAAGCCAUUAUUUGGAGGGGAAUGUCCCUCAUGUUAUUUUAAUGGCAUUCAAAUUUAUGUCAAGUUUCUCAAUUCUUGGCCUCAGUGAGGUAUAUGUUUGUACUGUAUAUUGGAUGAAGGAUAUUGUAAAACAGAUUCAGAUUUGGAUGAAAUGUGUAAAGGAAUUAAAUCAUGUUCUUCA